AGAAUAAAAUAAUAAGCUGAUAGAAAACAUAUAACAAGUAUUUUCAAACCGGUCACCGAAAGAUGCUUGGGGGACCUGGAAACGACUGACUAACUAACUCGCAGUGAAACUUCUCCACCUGCUGGUAGCAGUAUGCCUUUUCUAGUGUAUGUGUUGUCGCAUGCAUCAUGACGUAUUCCGUUCCACAUGUGUCUGUCGUGUAUGGCAUGGCGAAACACUGUUGGAUGAACUUGUAAUGGUGUGAAACGUAGUGAAGGAUUAGCACCGUCACUAUUUCUAUUUAUCCUACGACAAAGACGACUGACUGCAGCUGGACCAGGUUUACAGUUCUGGAAUUGACAGUGUAGGGUCUGAGUAGUUUUCGCCGGCUAGCUAUACUAAGUAACUACCAGAAGCUGUUUUACUCUUGUGAAUACCAGCAAAUAUCCGUUAACAGGAUGUUAACCUAUCCAGCGGUUCGUCGUGUAUGAAGUUGCUUGUGCGUUUUCAUGUUGACUUAAUUUUGCUAGCUGGAUUGCACGCAUUGUUUAUAUUAUGAAACUAGUGUUGGAACAAAAGAGUGACCUUGUAGCAAGAUGUUGAGAGAGGUAGGUACUUCUCAAGAGAGACACGUACCUUACCAACUAAAUACAACUUAACCAACCAAAGUAAUCAUAUUUAAACUACCUGGCCAAAAUACUGUACACGUUUGUCUUCGCAUGAUAAUGUUCUAGAAAACCCGGCUGCAUCGCCUGUUGCCAUAAGUGCUUGCCUGCUGACGAGGGCGGGAUUAUGGGACGGACCUGCUGGCGGUUGUUACAGGUCUGGAUAAACACCAGAGGACAGCACUGCUACAGCAAACAGCCUCUCGGCAGAGGAAUCCUCCCUCAGACGCUGUGUUUAAGGAACAUUGGGAGUGGGGGUCAGGAUGACAGCGAUGGUAGAAAUGGCAGCUACAGCCCAGAGUCCCCGCAACCCAGCCUAGAGCAGCUGCGCACAAGACGGCAGCCGUUUGGGAGGCUGGGUGGGAGAGGGCGCCCUCUAUCGCCACUGGAGAGAAUCAGCCGUCUGCUACCCCAGGAUACCCUCAGCCAGGAGGUGUGGGAGCUGAGAGAGGGGAAAGAGGAGGAUGAAGUGGAGGGGACACAGGGGGGUACGGGCCAGGGUGAGGGGGCUGCCGGUGCCUCAGAAGGAGAAACCCCACAAGUUCUGGGGGACAGAAUUACAGACGCACAGCAGCAGGAAAAACGACUGGGUGAAAGGCAGGAGGAGGAGAGGCAUGCUGCUGAGGAAGAGGUAGAGGUCUCAGGGAUUGGUCAGGAGGAAAAGCCUGACCCGGCUGGAGGUGAUCCCGCCCCUGCUCUGCCAGGGGAGCGCCCCCUCAUUUUCGGGGAGAUCGCCCUGGCCGAGUAUCGCAAGAAGGGCCGGUUGGAGUUCCAGAAAAUGUUUCCGCUCCAGGAAGGGGGGCUCCUGAACAGCACCUGGGGGCUGGUCCCCCACAGCACCAUGGUGGGGCGUCCCGCAGGCUCCACCUACCUCAGCUCCACCGGGUCGCCCUUCCUCGUCCGACGGCCCAACCUGGAGGAGUACGUGCUGUUUAUGAAGAGAGGGCCCACCAUCGCCUAUCCCAAGGACGCCAGUGCGAUGCUGAUGAUGAUGGACGUCACCGAGGGGGACUGCGUGCUGGAGUCGGGCUCUGGUUCCGGGGCCAUGUCUCUGUUCCUGUCCCGUGCGGUUGGCACACGUGGCAGCGUGUUGAGUGUGGAGGUGAGGGAGGACCAUCACCGGAGGGCGGUGGCUAACUACCACCGCUGGCGUACGGCGUGGCGGUUGCGUCGCGGGGAGGAGUGGCCUGACAACGUCCGGUUCCACAACACCGACCUCCGAACGGCAACGCAUCUCCUCGCCGGCCAAGGAUUCCACUCUAUCGCUCUGGACAUGCUGAACCCACACCUGGUCCUGCCUGUGGUGUUUCCACACCUGCACAACGGGGCCGUGUGUGCCGUCUACCUGGCCAAUGUGACGCAGGUGAUCGAUCUGCUGGAGGGCAUCCGAUUCGCCGGCCUGCCUCUGAUGUGCGAGCGCGUGCUGGAGGUGCAGCUCAGGGAUUGGCUGCUGGCCCCGGCCGUCCAGAGAAGGGACGGGAAGCACGUCACCCGAAUCGCGCCCUCGCACGGAAACCAGGAGGAAGAGGAGGCUCGGCCGGACGAAGAGCGAGGUGCCGAGGAGUCCAGAACCAAUGAGAUCCGGCCGUUUGGGGCUCUCCCGUACAUCGCCCGCCCCCACCCCGAACAGGGCAGCCACACAGCCUUCUUGGUGAAACUGCGGAAGGUCUUGCCCCCAUAACUUCUGCUUCAAUAGCCUCGCACCGCACGCCUCCAGGGGGUAACAGAAGACCUUCAUCUGAAGAUACCGCUUCGUACUUUUCUUAAUAAAUGCCCAUUUAAUCAGUG
This is a messenger RNA of Anguilla anguilla (European eel), 2432 nucleotides long. It is a transcript of the gene trmt61b, whose product is annotated as tRNA methyltransferase 61B. Gene Ontology annotation, cellular component: tRNA (m1A) methyltransferase complex. The transcript is spliced from 7 exons. Gene Ontology annotation, biological process: tRNA methylation. The coding region runs from base 772 to 2325 and encodes 517 amino acids. The record is from RefSeq and is a predicted model, not a curated record. NCBI's taxonomy places the organism in Eukaryota, Metazoa, Chordata, Actinopteri, Anguilliformes, Anguillidae.